This is a messenger RNA of Doryrhamphus excisus (bluestripe pipefish), 2073 nucleotides long. RefSeq names its product arfaptin-2-like. Gene Ontology annotation, biological process: regulation of Arp2/3 complex-mediated actin nucleation; intracellular protein transport. Gene Ontology annotation, cellular component: trans-Golgi network membrane. Gene Ontology annotation, molecular function: protein domain specific binding; phospholipid binding. Lineage: Eukaryota; Metazoa; Chordata; Actinopteri; Syngnathiformes; Syngnathidae. The record is from RefSeq and is a predicted model, not a curated record.
GCAGCGUAAAGCCGCUGCUGGGCUGGAUGGAUGGAGGCAGGGAUUUUCUGCAUGAGUUAAAUGCAAGCAGGCAGACUAUGUAAAAAUAACAGCUACGGCUGUAACAAUGCGUUGUUUUAAUUAGGCAAAUCAUCUUUUUUGAUGCGAUUACGUUGCUUUUUUUAAUUCCAGUUGCCUGCUUCUUUGUCUUAGAAGAAGCUGAGCAAGCUAGCUUGCUUGCUGUCACUUAGCCAGAAGCCACAUCAGCUGCAGUUAGCAUUAGCGGUUAGCAUCCAGACAUUUCAUCAUGGCAGAGGGCAUUAUGAGCAAAGCUGCUACCAUGGAGAUUCCCAUCAACAGCAAUGGAGACACUGGGACACAACCAGAGGAUGACAGCCUUGAGCAGGAUUUGCAGCAGGUGAUGGUGUCUGGCCCCAACCUGAAUGAAACCAGCAUCGUCUCAGGGGGGUAUGGCGGACCAGCAGGCGGCAUUAUUCCAACCAGCAGCAUUAAAGGGCCUGCAAUUCGUUUCAACCCUGAGUAUUUGGACAGAAGACGUGGCCCUGCGCCUGCACCAGACAUCCGCAUGAAAUCCAGGGGCGCUAACAUGCCCACCAGCCAGUCAGCAGGCAGUCGAUUGGCUCAGCAGAGCCAGCAGCAAUCAGGCGGGCCAAACCACAACCCCUGCAGUGCAACUGAAGAAGUGUCCCGAGGUGUGGCGGUGGAGAAACUGGACAGUGUGAAGAAAUGGGGCAUAAACACGUAUAAGUGUACCAAGCAGAUGUUCUCGGAGCGUUUCGGACGAGGCUCGCGGACGGUGGACCUGGAACUGGAGGCUCAGAUUGACGUGUUACGAGACACCAAAAGCAAGUACGAGAACAUCCUGAGACUGGCCACUGCGCUCACCAGUCACUUCCAGAGCAUGGUCCAGACCCAGCAGGCUCUCGGCGACACCUUCACCGACCUCAGCCAGAAGUCUCCAGAGCUGCAGGAUGAAUUUGGAUACAAUGCAGAAACCCAAAAGCUUUUGUGUAAGAACGGCGAAUCCUUGCUGGGCGCCAUCAACUUUUUUGUGUCCAGUGUGGACACCCUGGUCAACAAAACCAUGGAGGACACGCUGAUGACUAUCAAGCACUAUGAAAAUGCAAGAUUGGAGUUUGACGCCUACCGGUCCGAUUUGGAAGAGCUGAGUUUGGGUCCGAGGGACAGCGGCGCCGUGGUGCGCAUGGAGAUGGCCCAGCACGACUACCAAGUCCAUAGGGACAAAUAUGAGCGGCUGCGGAGCGACGUCACCAUCAAGCUGAAAUUCUUGGAGGAAAACAAGGUGAAGGUGAUGCACAAGCAGCUGCUCCUCUUCCACAACGCCAUCUCGGCCUACUUCGCCGGCAACCAGCAGCAGCUGGAACAAACUCUGGUCCAGUUCAACGUCAAGUUAAAGCCCCCGGGCUCGGACAAGCCGUCCUGGCUGGAGGAGCAGUGACGCCGCGGACGCUGAGGGAACCUGUUGUAGGAUCCACGGAGGACAACUUUUAAUUUGAUAUUAUAUGGGUACAAGUAUUUCUACUUUUUGUUAAGUCACACAGUAAGUAUGAUUUUGCUAGUGCAGUACAUUUCCAUGUAUGUAACGAUAUGUACAGUAUACUCCUCUAUGGUGGCACUUUAUUUAUCUUGAUUUUUGAUAUUUUUCACAUGGGAUAUGGUUGUUUUUUUGUGGACUACCUUCCUCAAUGGUGAUGGGGAAAUAUGACCUGUAUAUAUACUGUAUGUAUAUACUAUAUAUGCUGUAUAGUAGAUUUCUUGUAGCUAAUAUACGUAUCCGUAUUUAAUUCCAGCUGGGCUUUGCUGAGCUAGAUGGACAGGUACAAGCAGGCUACAAAUCCAUAGUGAAAUGAAAGUGGACAUUGGUCAGUAUUUACUAUACUGAAUGUAGGAUGGAGUACAACUUUAAUGUUUUUUAAUGAAGUGUGUGUUUUCCCUAUUUAUCAGUGUGUGUGUGUAAGAGGAUAGUAUUUCCACAUCUUUGUGCUGUUGUCACAAAUAAAGUCUGCUGGAUGUUUUGUUGCAUACAAAGCAGGAUAAAUGUUCAAACUCCGG